AGCUAAGAUCUCUCUUGCCAGGCUUGACAGUGUAUGUAUGGAAUCUUGUGUAUUUUCUUGCCCAGACGAGUAACAGCCUUUUUUCAGUGACUGGAUACGUUUCUUCUAACAGUGCCUCCAAUGAACUCUUGGAAAAUUUUGGAUGCUGAUAAUUUUAAGAACAUUUUCUCCACUCAUAGAAAACUGACAUUUGAAACUAGAAUGGGUGGCAGUUAUAAAGAGGAUUUGUGCUUCUGAAAAUACUGUGUCUGUUUGACCUGGUAGUUUUUUUACUGCAGAGGGACUGGUCUGCUUUAAUGCAGACCUGAUUAGACUCUUUGUUAGAUCAUUAUUGUGUUUGUAGUCUGUUUGGCCAGCUCCAGUGUGCUGAGCCCUGCCUCGCCAUUGCACAUGCAAGAAUUUCUAGAUAAGAGCCAUAUGGUCCAAACUGAUUAAACCGAGAUCUGGUAAUCCUGCCUUCGUCGGUGGCUGACAAGACACCUGGCCUUGGUUCCAAAGUUCUCAGACACCUCAGGAGCCUACAGUUGGCACCUUGUGUUGAUCUGAAGAUCAGCUCAGAAGACCUCCCCUGCCUCAGAAUGGGACCCUGGCUCCUACCCGGUCUCCUGUGAGCCAGCCAGUGACAGCUUUCUGUGGGGAUGCCUGGAAACCAGCAGAAACCGGAGUCUUUGGAGAUGGACCCUGACUUGUCACCAAGCUGCAGGCUCAGUGACUUGAGCAGAGGGGGCAGUCUGGAGAGCCGGAGCAGCAGCUCUCGGUCCAGAAGCUUCACUUUGGAUGAUGAGAGCCUGAAGCACCUCACACACGAGGAGAAGGAUGUCAUCCUGUUCUUUGAAGAGACUCUCGAUUCCCUGGAAUAUGACUUUGAUGAGCCAGCCCUGUGUGACAGUGGCAUUCAUUGCCAGUCUCCACAGUCUCUGGAAGAGAGCCCUUCCAGUCACUCAGAACCUGAAGAUGUCAUCGAUUUAGUCCAACCAGGCCCCGAGAGCCUUCCAGAUGGGGCUCAUGUAGCAGGGGCCACAUCUGUUACAAAACAGGACACUCCUGUUCCUGAAGGUGGGAAACUAGCCGCUGAGAAUUCCCUGCCACCACCAGACUCCAGGGAUCCUGAGGUGUUUCCUCUGCCACCCUCUCCGCCUGUCUCUGCGCCCUCUGCCCCCCGAAAGGAGCUGAUAUCCCCCUCUCCUCCGGUAGAGCAUCCCAAACUGUCCCGCUCCGUGCCCACUCCUCUGGUGAUUGCUCAGAAAAUUUCUGAGAAGUUGGCAGGAAACGAAGCUCUGUCUCCCACGUCCCCGUCAAAGGAGGGCAGGCCUGGGGAAUGGAGAAUGCCGCCGACUUCAAUAGCCUCUCGAAAUGGGGACCAGGUGGGAGUGUGGCACCGACACAUGGCCCAGCCGGCGCCCAAGGUCCACCGCUUCCCCAGCAACAUAAGCGUGACCAACAGCGCAGGCAAGGACUUCAACAAGACUAUCUCCAAGGCGGCUGUAAACGUGCAGGAGCGGAAGGCCCAGGUCCUGGCCAACAUCAACGGCAUGUCCUUCAUCGCGGUGGGCGACACGUCAUCCGAAGAGCGGUGGCAGAAGGCUGAGGAGCAGAGGGGCGGCUCUGCGGACGGGGGGCGCGCCCAGAGCAGGGUGGGCAUGGCCGGGGGACCCGGGGGGUCGCGUCCUGGAGGCCCAACUAGGGCGCAGCAGUCCCGGGCCGUGCAGACGGAGCAGCAGCCGGCGCUAGUCAAUGGCUUCCAGAGCGUGCAUGAGGCUCUGCGCAGCGAGCCCAGCACCUUCGUCCCCACCAGCAAGACCAUCACCUUCCGUCCAGACCCUGCUGUAGCGGGCAAGCUGGCGCGCCAGAACGCCAGCCGCAGCCUGUACGAGCCUCGCCUGGACGGCUCCCAGGACGCCCGCAAGCGCACAGGCUCGCUCCCCCGGGCUGUGGGCUUCCGGCCACAGGGCAUCACAGUGCAGUUCUCAGGCCGUGGCUCCACAGAAGAAGCACGACGUGAGGCCCUGCGCAAGCUCGGGCUGCUGAAGGAGAACUUGUGACGGCCACAGUGGGACUGCCGCAGUGGCUGGGUAGACCCUGUAUCCCCCGCACUGGGUGUUCUAUUCAGGAACCGGGUGGCACAAAGUGCUGCAUGUUCGGAGAAAAUGCCUUUGCCCCAACCCUGUAUCCAGUGCAGCGUGGAGCCAGAGGCCAGUAGGGCAAGGACCAGACCCCCGGAGCUGUCCUCGUCCUUUCCUGGGGUCAUGGGAUAACCUUUAGGACCCGUGGGCUCCCAUAGCUACAGAUGACCUAUGACUUACAUAUGUCAGGACGGCCUUGGCUUGACUUGGUCCAGGAUCUCUGAUCUGAAUCUUUAAUCCCGCGCAGGACUUGAAAGCCAGUGUAGUUCUCUGAUGCUCAGGAUUCCCCCUCCUCGAAAAUUAAAAAGAAAUGCUUGUUAAAUUGUAUAGUGUCAAUAUACACUUUGAAGUCUAGCUGUUUGUGUGUUGUAUGUUUUUGAAGAGUAGAAGAAGGUACUUUACCAAUCUGGAUUUAUUUCUUGGCAUAAUUUGGUUUGCCCCAUUUUCUUAACUGAAACUCUUAAUGAACCCUUUAGAGUAAGAUUUACUGUAAUUUUGAAUUGUAAGAACAAACAGGAUGUCAAGUUUGGAAAAGGUGGUAAUUAUGAAAAAGCAAGUCUCAUGCGACCCUGGGAUGUGUGUGAGUCUGUUGUGUAUAAAUGUGUGUGCCUAUGCUAACACACAUGAGUAUUGUGUGUCUGUGUAUGCACAUUUCUUAGGACAUAAGGAUCUCCUUCCGAAGACACCGUUAUUUAACUACAGGAUAUGAGCACUUCCUUUUCUCUCGCAGACACCUCGGCAUUGUGGUGAGCACUCGAAGUCUUCCUAUUAUGGAAGUUGGCUAGGGACACAUGAACCCAAGUCCCUUUUCCUCAACAGUAUGUUCUGUUCCCAAUUAAAGUAGUAUUUCCUGCUUUCAAAUAAGCAAGAUAGUUCCUAUUUUUACUUAAGAACAUUUUUUUUUCAUUUAAAGAAAAAUUAAAAUCUUCUUUGUCACCUCACUAGUGUUGUGUUGCAAGGUAGUAGACGGAAGGAAACGAUCUGAUUGGUUAUGCUCCACGAACACCAUCUCGGGACUCACCCGAAGGAAAAAACUGAACUCAGUUAUGCAGCAUGAAGAGUUUUCUUUUCUCCCAGACUUUUUGUUUUACAGAGUUGUGGCCACAAGUGUUAUUAUCAAAACUAUUUAAGGCUGGAGUCUCAAACCUCUAAAAAUAGAUGAGGAAAGACUGGCCUGGGAGCCACACCCGCAGGUCCUCAGCAGCACUGUGACAGAGCCCUGUUUCCUCUCCAGCUGAGCGUGACUGAGACUCCGAGCUGUUGAAGGCCAUUUUCACGGUACCCUGCUCCCCUUGUAAGUUCCAUAAAAUGAUGAUUAGGUUUUAUCUCUUCAGAACCAUGGUCUAGCAACUCACCCGGCUCUUUCUUCUUCUGAAGUCUUUGCAAACAUUUUUUAAAUCCUAUUUAAAUAAGGGCUUUAAACUUUUAAAAGUACCUUUAAUUUUGCUCCUGCUUAUGAUGGAUUUUUUUUUUUUGACAGGAGCCCAGAGGUUUCCCUUUGACAAAGUCAGAUGCCACACACAGUGUUUAAUAAUUGACAAUCUCAAUACAGCUGUUACAGAUAUCCUUCGUAGAGGAUUUUCCUGUCACUUUAUUGCGAAUAGACUGAGUUUGACUGUAGAUUAAUAUAUUCUUGUAAUGACAUUUUUGAAAAACAAAUUUUAUCUUACCUAUAAACAACUGUGUUAUAUUAUGCACGAUAUUACUUCCUUUUAAAGGGUUAUAUCUUUUUCUUCUAUUCAUGUUUUCUUUCUAUUUAAUCCGUGAUUAUAUUGACUGUUACUUUGUUUCUUGUGUCCAAUGCCCUAAUGAUUAAAGCCCUAUUUUUGUGAA
Arvicola amphibius (Eurasian water vole) is the source of this 3956-nucleotide messenger RNA. It is a transcript of the gene Proser2, whose product is annotated as proline and serine rich 2. The transcript has 4 exons. The record is from RefSeq and is a predicted model, not a curated record. Bases 639 to 2042 code for a protein of 467 amino acids. Lineage: Eukaryota; Metazoa; Chordata; Mammalia; Rodentia; Cricetidae.